AUGUCUGCCGAAUCGCUCACCACGGCCGCCGCGGUCUUUACCGGCCCGGGGAUCGCAACGAAUUCAACGCCGGCCGUAAAUGGCAGCGUCGGCUUUCAUUUCGUCCUCGAUGGCACCGUUCAAACACUUUCCACUCACAACUCUCCUGAUGAUGGCCCGAUCAAAGGACUACUUUUCGUCCCCAGCCUCGAUACCCAGGAUCCGUGCCACGAUAUCACCGGCUCAUUAAUACCUUCAAAUGUUACCGGCUACGAAGAUGUAUCUACGCUCGGAUACCGUACGAUCGGCCUGGCCCCAUGGGUAUCUCUUGAAUGUACAAAAUCGUUUCUCAGCGCCUCGCGAAAGGCCGAGAUCGAUGCGCUUGUCUUUUAUCAGCCUUAUACCAAUAAUACGGGAAAACCUCCACCAUCAGACGAUAUAACUUGGAACCUGGGCGAUAAUAGUGAAUGGAAAAAUCAGAAUGAAUAUCCUGUAUAUGCAAUUUCUGGGCCUGCCGGGGCUACGUUGAUGCAUCAGCUAUCGUUAUAUUCGAGCAACAUGACCCAAUCACGAGAAAAGUCCACAUACCAGGGUGACAUUAGACUUUUCACCCUGAUUGAUCUAGAACAAGAUGGCAAUAAAAUACCUAGCCUUUGGGGCUUCAUCCUCGCCAUUCUCGGAACAAUUUUGGUUCUCAGUCUAAUCCUCCUAGUCUGCUACCAGCUCGUUCAGAAGAGACGCCGGGAUAACCUCCAACGUCGCAUCGAGGCCGGAGAAACGGACAUUGAGUUCCUAGGACUGAAUCAAGUAAAGGUCCCCCAGGAAAUCUUGGACCAAAUCCCCGUCUACACAUAUCCCGAUUUGAACGCCCCCGCAAAAGCUGUACUACCCGACGAGACCAGGUCCAUCACAGCCGGACGAAUCUCCGGCGAACACACUUCACUCCGGUCCGCCACCAGCGAAAACAAGAAGAAUGUCCAGACCGAUUCAUACGAGCUCAAAACACUAGAUACAGCAAUCACAAGAUCCGAUCCCGAAAUUAACAACAACAAUGAUAAUAAUAGUAACGAUUCCGAUUCAGCUCCCGUCCAUGGACAGGAGACUUUCCGACUAAGUAACUCACAAACAACCUGUGCAAUCUGUCUGGACGAUUUCGAACCUAGGCUCUCGAUUGUCCGGGAACUUCCAUGCGCUCACAUCUUUCAUGCAGAGUGCAUUGAUACCUUCCUUACACAGAGCAGCAGUCUCUGUCCAUUAUGCAAGAAGAGUGUCCUGCCGCCAGGUUGCUAUCCUAGACCCAUUACUAAUCUUAUGGUUCAUCGCGACCAUAUGUUGAGAAGGUCACGGUGA
Messenger RNA from Aspergillus wentii DTO 134E9, 1329 nucleotides. Its product is annotated as RING-H2 finger protein. Lineage: Eukaryota; Fungi; Ascomycota; Eurotiomycetes; Eurotiales; Aspergillaceae. Gene Ontology annotation, biological process: protein ubiquitination. The record is from RefSeq and is a predicted model, not a curated record. Bases 1 to 1329 code for a protein of 442 amino acids. The transcript has 4 exons.